AUGGUGCCUGCUAAUCUAGGAAGCACGUUAGGAUACACUUCUUCUAUAGGUUUGAGUUUAGAUGACCAGUUCUUAUAUGUAGGAGCGAGAUCAUUGGGAAUAUUAAUAUAUAAUAUCUAAGAUCCUUUGAAUCCACAAUUCUUUUAGCAGCUUUAAUUAACUGGAUAGUCUUUUUCUAUAGCAUUAUCUCCGAAAUAAAAUGUGAUUUCUAACACAACAUUUGACAAUCAAUUUAUUUACUAUUCUAAUUCUUUAUCAGUGGCUAUUUAUUAAAAAUAGAAACCUUCCCUUUUUAACAAUAUUCCAAAUUUAUUCAAUGCUUAACAAUCACAAUUUUUUAUUGAAGGAACUGCAGUUUCUAAAUGGAGAUGCGCUAUUUCUUCAAAUAAUAAAUACUUCUUAGGAGGCUUAGAUGCAGAUGGACUUUCAAUUUUUGAAAUAAAAGUCAAUUCAUACACAAAAUCAACUCCAUCGACCAUGCAGAUCAAAUAUUAAUUUUCUGAUACAUAAUAAUAAAUUUUAAGGACUAAUUAAUUGAGAGUAUUUGGGCCAGAUGAAUCAAUACCUUUAGGAUUCUAUGUUGAUAAUAUUUAUUUCUCUAAGGAUGGUUAAUAUAUUUACUUUGCUGCAUAAUAAUCUACUAUAAAUGUAAUAGCCUAUAAGUUUAAAGUUAUAAUAUCUCCUGAUGGAGAAUAUUCUUUUGAAUAUGUUAAAGGACUACACUACGAUUAGGUCUACUAUUGUGAAGAGAUGAAUUUCAGUGAAGAUGAGUAGCAUGCUGUAAUGUCCUUUGAUGUUGGAAUAGUUUUGGUAGAUAUGAUUAAAUUUGAGGUAAUUUCUAUGUACACUAAUUAAGGCAUUAUUGGAACUUGUUGUGGAGCAGUUUUAUCACAUGAUAAGAAACAUGCGCUUGCAGUUGUCAGAAAUGUUGGACUUUUUAUUUAUGACACCUCUGAUAUGGCUAAUCCUAAAAUGGUAAAUUAAUGGAGGACGAAUGGCGGUGAAACAUUAUUGCGUUCUUAAGUAAAUUAAAUAAUUUACUUUUUGGAUGGAUUUAAUGGUAUGAUUUUGCUAGAUUCAACUAAGUUACCUGAAAUAGUAGUUAUUGAUAUGGAAUAAUUUCUACAAUGGACUCUGGUACUUUAACCUUGA
Messenger RNA from Tetrahymena thermophila SB210, 1152 nucleotides. Its product is annotated as two component regulator propeller family protein. The transcript has 2 exons. The record is from RefSeq and is a predicted model, not a curated record. NCBI's taxonomy places the organism in Eukaryota, Ciliophora, Oligohymenophorea, Hymenostomatida, Tetrahymenidae.